Adineta steineri is the source of this 429-nucleotide messenger RNA. The record is from the annotation of a GenBank genome assembly. Lineage: Eukaryota; Metazoa; Rotifera; Eurotatoria; Adinetida; Adinetidae.
AUGAAAUACUUAAAACACGCACGAUUUUAUGAACGCAUCGUUAUUAUUGUUGUUAUUAGUCAUGAUGAAGAAGAAACAUUCAUAACAACUGAAAAUGUUUCUCGAUUGUAUCAAUAUCGACAAAUACAAAUGAUGAUCACUAUUUCUUUUACUAAUAUAAAAGAUGAUCACAUUAAUAUUAUUUUAUCAAUAAAUACUCAAGAUAACGCUAGUAAGGAAAUUCAAAAAUUCCAAGAUUAUCAAUCAUUGAUUGUUCAGUUACAGCAGUUGAUGGAUGAAGCCGAAGAUUUCGAUGAUGGAUUGUUCGCUGUAUUUAAUCAACGAGAGAAAGCAUUACGAGAUGUUCGCCAGGAGCUUGGUGCAUUCGUAUGGGGUCAAUCCUACAGAGGUCAGUUUAUUUAUCCGCCUAAAAGUUCACAAAAUACUUAA